AUGGUGGAUACAGUGACAACAACAACAACAACAAUGGGGACUGAUAAUGAUGAUUGGGAAGUAGCCGUCGAUACGGGUGAAUUUGAUAAACGACUUGAACAACAAGAAAAAGCUCGUGCAGCUAAUCAAGAACCCACUAUAUCUACUGUAUCAUCCAUUGUGAAUGAUGAUGACAGUCGAACUUCAUCAAAUAUCAAUUUUAUGAAUUCGAAUAAACCAAUUCGAAUUCUUAAACGACCAACCAGUCAAUGUCAAUUACCAACUAAUAACGAUGUAACUAAUUCUUUAAUAGCAGCAACCACUACUGCUUCUACGGCAGCAUUAAAUAAUAACAAUAAUACUAAUAACAGUAAUUCAUCUUUUUCUACUAAUAUAUCUUCGUCUACAACAGUGCCUGUCGUAUCGAUCAUUCCACGUACUCAUACUAAAGAUUCAACUAAUUCUUCACAAUCAAUAACAACGCCUGUUUUUUCUUCAUCUUCUUUAUCGUCUCAAUCAACAAAACCUGCUAUUAAAACUUAUGAACAACGUGAACUUGAAUAUAGACUAGCUAGACUAAGAAUAAUGGGUGAAGAAGAAAGUUCAGCGAAAGAUGAUGAUGAUAUACCUGUUGUCGAAUCUACACCCGUGCCUACAGAUGAUACUACUAAACCUAUUACAUUGUCUUCUACUUCUUCAACUAUAAGAACAACAAAUAAAAUGAGUGGAGUUUCUCAACAACCACUUCAAUGUCAUUCGACACCUGGUAGUUACGCUUCAAAUUUGUAUACACUUACUGAUGCACCAUCAAAUACUGGAACGAUUCAUUUCACGCCAAAUAAUACUAAUACUACUACUACUACUAAUAGUAAUAAUAGUACACCAAACCUUGGAACCGGACCUUAUUCUUCACCUAAUUUUCCUCAACAUUAUCGUGGUGCUUAUCCCACUCCAUAUUCUCAUAUGCCACCUCCACCAUUAAUCCCACGUUAUCCAUUGGCAGCAACAACAACUACCACACUUUACAUGACAUCCACAGCACCUUUUGUAAGUGCACCUUCAUCAUCAUCGUCAUCAUCUGUAUCUUCAUCAUAUCAUAUGACACCACAACAACAUCAAAAUAUGACAACAAAUAAUUGGUAUCAUUAUCAAAAUCCACAAACACCUUAUGGAACACAACAGUAUGGGCAUCCACAAUAA
Messenger RNA from Rotaria sordida, 1179 nucleotides. Lineage: Eukaryota; Metazoa; Rotifera; Eurotatoria; Philodinida; Philodinidae. The record is from the annotation of a GenBank genome assembly.